Molecule: messenger RNA, 5330 nt
Organism: Triplophysa dalaica
Lineage: Eukaryota; Metazoa; Chordata; Actinopteri; Cypriniformes; Nemacheilidae
Product: coagulation factor XIII B chain-like
Exons: 23
Coding region: 3236-5140 (634 amino acids)
Source: RefSeq, a predicted model, not a curated record
AGACUUAAUAAAAGAAAACUUUGGAUUUGUUUAGAUUGUGCAAUGUUUGUCAGCACACAACCCUGAGCAGAAAAUCAUUCAACUAUUUACCAGUCGACUGACAAUCUUUUCUAGGAGACUACAUGAAUGAAUUCCUUUAAAACAGCUAAACAUGAAAUCCUGCGAGAUAUUUCUCUUUAUUCUUCUUUUGAAAUGUAAGGACAUUACAACUAAUGCUGAAGAAGUCACCUGUCAUGAGCAAGAUCUCAAUAAUGUUCACAUUUUAAUGGGACAUCCAGGAAUCAAUCCACCUUACACAUCUGGACAUGUCUUAGUUUUCAAAUGCACUGAUGUCAACAUGAUGAUGUACGGCCAGCGAGCAAUCGAAUGCCGGUCAGAUGGUAACUGGGAUAAUCCAUUUCCACAAUGUGGAGUUAAAGCUUUUUGUACAAAGCCUCUUCUGACAUUAACCAAUUCAAGACUUAUUGAUGAGAGGACAUAUUCUCACGGAGACACAAUACGCUAUGAGUGUGAUGAUGGAUAUGAAUCUAUGGGAGAGACCAUCGCUAAGUGUGAUGGACAAACUUGGAUUUACCCAGAAUGCAUUCGCAGCAUUUGUCCUCCACCACCUGAAAUUGAAAAUGGAGAUUUUAUCACUAAGGAUAUGACCAGUGAGGUCAUCAUGGAGGUACAAUACUCUUGCCAAUCUUACUAUGUGCUGAAUGAACCGAGAAAACAUUACAGGUGUAGAGAUGGGAGAUGGGAAACCCCUCCAAAAUGUCUGAAGCCAUGCAAACUUACAGAUGAGAUUUAUACUGAUUACAAUAUACAACCCAUCAGAGAUAACUACAUGAAGCACAGUGAUCGAGAGAUUUCAUUUAAAUGUAAUGAGGGAUGGAAUUCUGGAGAUUGGAAAAGAUCAGAUUAUGUGAAGGGAACAUGCUCUGAUGGGAAGAUAAAUAUACAUAAAAAAUGUGAGUACAUGUUAGUCUGUUUUCACUUCACACAUUAAUGACAGAGCUGUAGUCACACUGGACAUCUGAAUGUGUUUUAUCAAAGAUCAAUUCUGCAUUUUAUUAAGUAAUAUAUUACCCUGAUAAGUUUACCCACAGUACCCACAAUAAUAUUGUGUUUAUCCUUUUCUAUUCCCUCUGCGAGGAGAUGCAGAGGAGCUAACAUUACCCAGGAGGACCACACAAGAAAGGAUGUGCAAGCUAAGCAGUAUUAUAAUAUAACUUACACCCAAUUUAUUCCAAUUAUGAUUGUAAAAAUGAUUUCUAACUUGAUUUGCAUUGCCAUGCAACAAGGACUUAUAGUACAAUUACAAAAUGCUAAAAAUUUUCAAGGAAAAACGCAACUUCUCUUGAUGAUCAGCUCGUUUAUUAGCUUAAGCUAUCAAACAAACACUUCACUUAUAUAGCGGAAAUUAGACAAACUUACCGGUCCAGCAGAAGACUGGUAACUUCGACGACGCUUAGCAAACCCUUUCCCUGCUUCAGUGCCCUCCAUUUGGCAAAAGCCACGCUGAUGUUUAUUCAGGUUUUCUGUCGUUUUUUGUCUCGACUUCGCCUUGCUGCAUCGUAUUUUCUCUUUUUGACGACACAGAUUGACGCUCUGUCGGCUCUUGUGCAGAGUAUGUGUGGUCCGCCAUUAGCACAAAUAAGAAAUAAUCGUUUCUAUUUCUAAUAUAAAACACGACAAGUAAGUGUGUUAUUGUUCUUCCUCUUAUUCUGCUAAUCCUUCUAUGUCGUGGCUUUGCAAGCUGCAUCCGAAACACAGCAGGAGAAGAAGAACAUAGUCCCUUGCAUCCUUCGUUUUACGAAACGCGCUUAGUUUGUCCAUGUAGUGCUACUAUAGAAACGUGGCUUUGCAAUUUGAUAUAUUACAUGUAAGGGUGUGCCCGCGAUGUAUAUACAUAAAAUGGCUCCUUAUAAGGUAAUAUAAACAUUUUGGUUCAUUUUGUAAGGUAUUUCUCCACCAUUUACAACCUAGUUUUGUAUUGUAUAUUACAUUUUGGUAAAUAAAUCCUUCAAAAUUCUACACACUGUACCUUUAAACAGUGGUUCAAGUGCACACAUACAAAAGUUACAUCGACCAAUGACAAAUAAACAAUCACAUAUACAACUAUUUUAAAAGUCUACAUAGAUAUAUACAGAAUACAUCUCAAAUAGACUAUCAAGUAUUAAAGUUGUUGUGCUGUUCAUCGCCUUCAGUAUUUCAAAACUAGACUAAACUAAAUGGUUCUCACCAUGUCCUCUCAAUGUGAACGGUUGAAUAUGGCGGAGGGGACACUAGCACAUUUAUUUUGGUUUUGUCCUGUUCUACAUGACUUCUGGUUUGACAUUUUUAAAUAGUUUUCAAAGGUUUAUGGAACUAACAUUCAACCUGACCACAGCCUGGCUAUUUUGGGAUAGAUCAGUGUUAUCAGUGUUUAUUAAAAACAAUUCUGACCUGAAUAGUCGAAGAUUCAAUGCUUCGAUAGGAGGAGCCUGAUUCGACUAAUCUUCGGAAACUUUCAGAACUUGUCAUUCUCUGCACUGAAAGCAAGCGUUUUUGUCAGGAGGAGACGGAGAAAAAUUUCAUUCACUCUGGUUUUUAUCUUGUUUAUUUUCCCGUUUAUUGUAGCGGUCUGUUCACAGCCUCUUCUGACAGUAAGCAAUUCCAAAUUCAUGUUAACCAAAGAUGAGAGAAAAUAUUCACAUGGAGACACAGUACGCUAUGACUGUGAUGAUGGCUAUGCAUCAAUGGGAGAGACCAUCUCUAAGUGUGACACACAAUCCUGGAUUUACCCAGAAUGCAUUAGUAAUAUUUAUUCAACAAAUUCUACAUUUCAUUUCAGAAGAAGGUAACAAAAGGUGUCAGGAUGGGAGAUUGGAGACGCCUCCAAAGGGUCCGAUUUUUAACAGAAAUCGCUCAUUGCAACUUUCAUCAGUUAGACGUUGUCUCUCGAAGAGCCUUGCGAAUUGACACCAGAGAUUUAUGAGGAGUACAACAUACAACCUCUGCAAAGAAAAUAUGUAAGACACGGUGAAAGCGUUUAACAUGAUUGUAAGAAUCAAUGGACGUUUGGAGUUUUGAGAGGAAAAUACACAGAUGUGGUGUCGUGCUCUGAUGGGAAGAUAAAAGUUGAUAAUAAAUGUGACAAAAGACAUUAGACAAAAUAAACUCACGUGGACACACUGAGAUACUGGUCGUCAAAUAUUUGCAUGACUGAACAUUCUUCAAUGAACCACAGGACAGAUCACAGCGCUGGAAAAUGGAGAUAUAUCCAAUAAUCAUCUGUUUGAUUUUAGGUUUAAAUGCACUUGGAUCCUCAAACGCUGCAGAGAAAACAUGCACAGUACCUGACAUACCACAUGGGACUGUUGAGUUACUCAAAGUGUACAAGAAAGAUGACACGCUAGAAUACAAAUGUGAUAGGGGAUACAAACCCAGACAGGGAACACCAAGAUGCACAGAGAAUGGCUGGAGUCUAAAGCCGGAGUGUGAAGAAAUAACCUGUGAACUCAAGGAAAUAAAAUAUGGAAUACAAGCAAUUAAACCCGAGGGAAAAACUUUCUUUCGAGCUGGAGAAACUGUGCAAAUUAUCUGCUCUGAAAGAUUCAGGAUAUUCUGGACAAAAGAAAGCACACAAACAUUUAAAUGUCAGAAUGAUGGGCAAUGGGACAACAAUCCUACUUGUGAGGAGAUUAGAUGUGUAAUUCCACGUGACAGUCGUCUUUAUUCUGCAAGUUACUAUUUCUACGGCAAUAUGAAAUUGGAUGUGACAAGAUCUUACAGGUGUUUGUCUGAAUAUCGUCAAAUGGCAGCCGAGGCCACAUGUACAAGAGAUGGUUGGAAACCAGAUCCACUGUGUGCUGACAAUACCUGUGAAGCACCAAACAUCCCAAAUGCACAGAUUGUGAGUCGUAAACGCACUAACUACGAUGUCAAUACAAGAAUACAAUACAAAUGUCAUCCAGGAUUUGAACCCGAGCGACUCAUAGAAAUCACCUGUAAUUCUGCAGGCACAUGGAUAAACAAACAGAACUGCGUUGAAAAGGAAGGUUCUUGCACAACACCAAUCUUGGAAAAUGGGUACAUAGACAGAGAUCCCUCUACAGAGGACACUAUCUUUUAUUCAUGCAACACGGGUUAUAAACCAUUAACUGGGAAAUGGUGGGGAGCAGCAACAUGCAUCAAUGGCCGUUGGUCAAAUGAGCCGAGAUGUAUCCUGGAUGAAGAGGGUUGCGUCAGUCCUCCAAAAGUUGAAAACGCAGUCAUCAUCUCUAAACCUCAAGAAUGGUAUUCAUAUGGAUCCCAUGUAAUCUACAGAUGUCAAACACAUUUCACAAUAAAGGGGAAUAGCAGAGUUUCUUGCCACAAAACAGCUUGGGACGAAGCACCAAAGUGUGAAGAGAGAUCACCAACUGUUUGUUUAAAGCCUCUUCUGACGGUAAACAAUUGCAAACUUAUUGAUGAAACACAAGAUGAGAGGAAAUAUUCUCAUGGAGACACAAUACGCUAUGAGUGUGAUGAUGGCUAUGAAUCUAUGGACGAGACCAUCGCUAAGUGUGAUGGACAAACUUGGAUUUACCCAGAAUGCAUUCGAAAAGCUCAGUGUACCAAACCGACAAAGAACUUGCAGUAUGUGACCCUGUUAGAUGAGAAAAAUCUAUUCAACAACUUUGAAACUUUGAGAUACAAGUGCAAUAAACCAUAUGACAAAAUUCCAGGAGGAACUUUGACUUGUAGAGAUGAAAAAUGGAUUGGAACGAUUGGCUGCACAAGCAGCAUUUGUCCUCCACCACCUGAAAUUGAAAAUGGAGAUUUUAUCACUAAGGAUAUGACCGGUGAGGUCAUCAUGGAGGUAACAUACUCUUGCCAAUCUUACUAUGUGCUGAAUGAACAGAGAAAACAUUACAGGUGUAGAGAUGGGAGAUGGGAAACCCCUCCAAAAUGUCUGAAGCCAUGCAAACUUACAGAUGAGAUUUAUACUGAUUACAAUAUACAACCCAUCAGAGUUAACUACGUGAAGCACAGUGAUCGAGAGAUUUCAUUUAAAUGUAAUGAGGGAUGGAAUUCUGGAGAUUGGAAAAGAUCAGAUUAUGUGAAGGGAACAUGCUCUGAUGGGAAGAUAAAUAUACAUAAAAAAUGUCAUACAGAAAAUUGGACAGGCUAAGGUGAACACUGAGACCUGAAGAUUUCUGAUGUAACCAAAGCAUGAAGAUGGACAGACACACAGAGACGAGAACACAUAAAUGCAUCUAUGUUGCUGCAAUCUACAUGUUUAUCAAACAGUUUCAUGGUUAAAAUAAUCUUAAAUAAUAUAAAAUUCUCACUUCAGAAUAAAGAUUCACAUUUAAACUGUU